Molecule: messenger RNA, 10223 nt
Organism: Serinus canaria (Common canary)
Lineage: Eukaryota; Metazoa; Chordata; Aves; Passeriformes; Fringillidae
Product: splicing factor YJU2-like
Exons: 3
Coding region: 4755-5696 (313 amino acids)
Biological process (GO): mRNA splicing, via spliceosome
Cellular component (GO): U2-type catalytic step 1 spliceosome
Source: RefSeq, a predicted model, not a curated record
AAGUGCUUAAAACGUAAAUAACAAGCUCUUUAUAAACAUUAGUUGCAACUCUUAAAACAUGAGACACACAGAACCCACUUCCUGCGACGUGAAGAGAGGGAAACCAACAACUCCAAACCCCAACGCUUCUCCCACCUGGGGAUGCUUUCCCAGGUUUUUAACCCCAAGCUGGGGCUCCCUCCCAGACAAGGCUGAGUCUACAUCACAGCGGAGAAUCCACAUCCCUCAGGUCUGCUCCAGUUUGAGGACAAACCUUGGUGGCUCUCCUGGCCCACACGUGGCCAGGAGGACCAGGCAAGGGGAAAAGAAAUUGGCCCAAGCUGUGGAGAAGCAAGAGCCCAGCUGUGGGCUGGCAGCAGGGCAGAGCACAGCACCCUGCUGCAGCCUCGGGGAACAGCUCAGGAGUGGGAAAACAAACACCAGGAGAAAGGCAAAACCACAGGGGGUGUUAUGGCUGGGCUUGAAACAGAACAGGGAGAGGCUGCUGCUGGCCCAGAACACCCUGGGGGAGUGCUGGGCUCAGCAGAGAGGGGCACAGCCAGGACACGGAGCAGGAACGCUGCUCCUGCCCCUGGGAGCCCAAGGAAAUCGCUAAAUAGCACAUUCAGUCACUGAACACGGAGAUAAAUCCCAGAUGGGCAACUUGAGAACAUUUCCCCAGUUGUCUUCCUCCUCCCCUCCCUCUCUGGGGAAGCAUUUAGGUCCUCAGAACCAUUGCCUUGGGAAGGUGGAGGUUUGACACCAGCACCACAGACCCCACUGCGGGUGCUGUGCUGCCCUUGUGCACAGAACCAAAUCUGAGUGCUGAGGGGGAACCCCAAAUCUUCAGCCCAGAGGGUGGGGAAACACAGAACAGAGACAGGAGCAUCUGUAGGACACCUUUCCCAAGGGAGGGACCUGCUGAACACUGGGGGACAGACACAGAGCAUCCAUCACUGCUCCACACUGGGCAGCACCCAGGGAACCCUGCACACCUGGGCUCUGCCCCUGGGAGGGGCAGGGAUUGCUGCACAUGGGAGAUGGGGGAGCAGGGGUUGCUGGAAAGGCUGGAGAUGGAAGGAGCAGGUACUGCUGGGAAGGCUGGAGAUGAGGGAACAGGUAUUCCUGGAAAGGCUGGAGAUGAGGGAACACCUAUUGCUGCAAGGGCAGGAGGUGAGGGAACAGAACAGCUACUCCUGGAAAGGCAGGAGAUGUGGAAACACCUAUUGCUGGAAAGGCUGAAAGUGAGGGAACAGAACAGGUAUUCGUGGAAAGGCAGGAGAUAUGGAAACACCUAUUGCUGGAAAGGCUGAAAGUGAAGGAACAGAACGGGAAUUGCUGCAAGGGCAGGAGAUAUGGAAACACCCACUGCUGCAAGGGAAGGAGGUGAGGGAACAGAACAGGUAUUGCUAGAAAGGCAAGAGGUGUGGAAGCACCACUGAUGGAAAGGCAGGAGAUGAAGGAAUGGAACAGGAAUUGCUGGAAAGGCUGGAGGUGAGGGAACAGGUAUUGCUGGAAAGGCAGGAGAUGGAAAGAGCAGAUAUUGCUUGGAAAUGGGAGCUAUGGAAGCACCCAUUGCUGGAAAGGCAGGAGGAGAGGGAACAGAACAGGAAUUGCUAGAAAGGCAAGGAAUGCAGAGGCACCUAUUGCUGGAAAGGCAGGAGAGGAGGAACAGGUAUUCCUGGAAAGGCUGGAGAUGGAAAGAGCAGAUAUUGCUCGGAAAUGGGAGAUAUGGAAGCACCCAAUGCUGGAAAGGCAGGAGAGGAGGGAACAGAACAGGUAUUCCUGGAAAGGCUGGAGAUAUGGGAGCACCCAUAUCUCUGGGUGGAAGGGGAGAGGAGGGAAUAGAACAGGAAUUGCUGGAAAGGCUGGAGGUGAGGGAACAGGAAUUGCUGGAAAGGCAGGAGAUGGAAGGAGCAAAUAUUGCUGGAAAGGCAGGAGGUAUGGAAACACCCAUUGCUGCAAGGGCAGGAGGUGAGGGAACAGAACAGGUAUUGCUAGAAAGGCAAGAGGUGUGGAAGCACCUAUUGCUGGAAAAGCAGGAGAUGUCAAAGCACUGCUGCUGGAAAGGCAGGAAAGGAGGGAACAGGUAUUGCUGGGAACAGGAGAUGGGGGAACAGAACAGGUAUUGCUGGAACAGGAGAUGGGGGAACAGAACAGGUAUUGCUGGAACAGGAGAUGGGGGAACAGAACAGGUAUUGCUGGGAACAGAACAGGUAUUGCUGGGAACAGAACAGGUAUUGCUGGAACAGGAGAUGGGGGAACAGAACAGGUAUUGCUGAACAGAACAGGUAUUGCUGGAACAGGAGAUGGGGGAACAGAACAGGUAUUGCUGAACAGAACAAGUAUUGCUGCAAACAGAAGAGGUAUUGCUGCGAACAGGAGAUGUGGAAGCACCUAUUGCUGGCAGGGCUGCACACCUGGUACAGCCUGCUGAGCUCUGAGAGUAACUUUUCAUAUUCAAGUGCAAAACGUUCAGGCUUUGGAGCAAAACAAGGCAGAGCUGACUAAGGCAGAGGGGGCUGAGGGAGGCGGUGAGACACGACUGAGAGGAGGGAGAGGUGGGAGGGAGGGGCCGUGGGAUCCAUACAAACAUUGGCACUUGUGUGGGGAGCACCAAGAGCCGUCCCUGCAGGGGCACGGGGCCAAGAACAGGAUGUUUGUGAGGCUGGCAGCCAGAGAGGGGCCCUGGCUCCCGGGGGAGAUGUUGGCUCUGCAGCUCCCCCGCUACUGCCCGCCUGAGGAACUGCCCUCCCUUUGCCCAGCACUCACUGCCGUGCCCUGCUGCAUUCCCAGUGCCCACAACUCCUCCCUGACUGCUCCCAGGGGCACAGCUGGCACCCAGAGAGGGCUCGGGCUGCCAGGGCACAGGGUCUGACCCUAUGGGCACAGAGGUUCCUGGCACUUUCUGAAACAGGAGAAACGCUUCCCUUGGACACCCCCAUCCCACCCCAGGCACACAGAGGGAGGAGGAGCAGAAACACAGCAGGAGCAGCUGGAGCAGGGCAAACCUCAGGCAUUUCCCAGGAGGAGAGAGGCAGGAAGGAGUGGGAGGUUCAUGGCUGCUGUUCUCCCAGGGAACACAUCCUCCUCCUCCUCCUCCUCAUGCAGAGGUCCAAGGCUUGGACAGGACCAGAGCUCCUUUCCUCCGGACCCAAUUCUGUCUCCAGCUGUAUUUUAGCUUGGAAUACUCAGCCUGCCCUUGCCUGCUGUGUCUGUUCCUGAUCUCUGCCCCCACCUCUCCUGAGGCGCUGUGCAGAACUCCUGGAAGGAGCCAGGGCACCUGCAGAGGGGGUGGGGAGGCUCUGCUCUCCCUGGGUGACAAUUAACUCCCUUUUCUUGGUGAGAAGGAAAACAGAGGAGGAGCCUGCCCCAGGCAGGUUGUGUGGGACUGAGAACUGGGCUGCAGAGCCUUUGUGGGGUAGGAAACUGCUACUGGCCUGUGGCAAAAGGCACCAUUCUUCAAAGGCAUGCUCUACACUGAGGCAAGUAAAGAGAGGAGCAGGGAGGUUUUAAAAGAACACAGUGACUUUGGGAGGUAGAGAAGAGAGAGAAGAUGCCUUUCAUUUUGAAAUCCCACUCCAACUGCCCCUCUGCCUGCACGGGCACCUUCUCCAGCCAAAAUCCUGGCAGGAUGAGGGAGGAAACAUCCUUCCUGUCCCCUUCCACAGUAGCUCCAGUUCAGCCAGGUAAAUCAGGUGUGGAACCCUUUGAAACCUCCAGGCUUCAGCCCAGAAAGAUCUACCAGAGAGUUUUCGCCACCUAGGCUGAAAGAGAAAACUUCCCCAUGGAGCCUCCCAAAACUGAUCCUCCCAGCUUGCCUUCCCCAUUUGUCCCAAAUUCUCGUGGUUUCUCCUUUCCCUGUUUCCUCACUGGCUGUGGUAUCCCUGGUGCCCAUCCCACCUUCCCUGCAGGGCAGGGCAAAGGGCACUGUGCCACCCUGUGCCCUCAGGUCACUGCCUGCUGACCCACACCUAAGAUUAUGCAGAGCACAUGGUCUCCUCUUUUGUCCCUGAUUUCCCUUCAGCCUGCUGGAAUAAACCUCGCUGGAAUUUACUCUACAAAAGGUCCUUCUUGCCUCUCUUGGCUGAGCUAGCUGUGGAGAGUGUGGGGUGUGGACUUGACUGCUUUGCCUGAAUUCCUACCCAAGCAGGGCACUCUUACUCCUUUUCCACAGGACAUGUGUCUCAGGUUGAAAGAUUUAAUUGUGUAUUCUGUUCCCAUCUGUCAGAGGUGGGGCAGUUAUCUUCUGUUAAUUGAGCAGUUUUCUUUAUCUCUUCCACAACCAAUCCUCCCUCUGGGAGCUAUCUUCUGUCAAUGGGCCAUUAAUUAUUAAUUACCUUCUGUCAAUGGGCCAUUGAGACUCACUGAUAAAAUUCCAUCAUCCCAUUGGGAGAUGCUCUGCCCAGGGGGAGGAGCCAAGCAUUCCUACCUGGAUAUAAUCUGAGGAUUGGAACACCACGGCAGCCUUUGCCCACUGCAUUCCCAGAGCAGCAGCUUUCUCCUGCCCUGCAUUCCCAGAGGAACACCAGGCCCAUCUCCAGCAGCCCUGAAGCUCCAGAGGAAAACUCCCCCCUUGCGCAGGAUCCCUGCUCCAGCAGAACCUCCCUUGUUUCCAUUUUCCAUUUCAGAGAAGACUCCUGCCUUCCUCAGCAGACAGCUGGCUCUUCAAACCAAGGCAAGACCCUUCUUGGGAAUUAGGUAGCAGCUUCUACUCUGCUCCCAAGGGGUGCCCAGCGCGAGGUGAGCGCCGGGGAUCAGGAGAAGCCGCGGCCAUGUCGGAACGGAAAGUGCUGAACAAAUAUUACCCCCCUGACUUCGACCCUGCCAAGAUCCCGAAGCUGCGGCUCCCGAAGGACCGGCAGUACGUGGUGAGGCUCAUGGCCCCCUUCAACAUGAGGUGCAGGACCUGCGGGGAGUACAUCUACAAGGGCAGGAAGUUCAACGCCCGCAAGGAGACGGUGCAGAACGAGUCCUACCUGGGGCUGCCCAUCUUCCGCUUCUACAUCAAGUGCCCGCGCUGCCUGGCUGAGAUCACCUUCAAGACAGACCCCCAGAACACGGACUACGCCAUGGAGCACGGCGCCACCAGGAACUUCCAGGCAGAGAAGCUCCUGGAGGAGGAGGAGAGGAGGAUGCAGAAGGAGAGGGAAGAGGAGGAGCUCAACAAUCCCAUGAAGGUCCUGGAGAACCGAACCAAGGACUCCAAGCUGGAGAUGGAGGUCCUGGAGAACCUGCAGGAGCUGAAGGAGCUCAACCAGCGCCAGGCCAAUGUGGAUUUUGAGGCCAUGCUGAAGCAGCACAAGGAGCUGGAGGAGGAGCAGAGGCGCAAGGAGCAGGAGGAGGAUGAGCAGGAGAUGAAGGCCAUGUUGGAACAGGCCCAGAACCGCCGGCUCCUGGUGGAUUCUGACUCUGACGAGGAACCAGCGAAACGUCGUCCAAAUCCCACAACCCAAACAAAACCCACGGACAUCCUGCAGGAGGACCCCCGGAGCAAGAGGCCGAGGAUGGAGAGGCGGGAACACAGCAUGGGCAAGCUCAGCACCAAGGCCCAGCUGGCCGGGCUGGUGGCCCGCAGGAAGCAGAAGCCAGAUCCUGCCCUGGAUAAGGGGAUGGAAACCCGAGGCACCACGGCCACCACCGGCUCGCUCCCAGCAGCAGCAGCAGCAGCUACGGCCUCGCUGGGUUUGCUGGGAGCCUACUCAGACAGCGACUGAGGAGCCAGCAGGGUGGGGACAGAGCAGGGACAGAGCAGGGACGGGCUGUCCCUACUCCCCACACAAAGCAGAUCCCACCUUUGCACAGACUGGGGGUUCCUCCAGCCCCUCACUGAGGGGACAGGGCUGUCCUGCCACCAGCAGCCCCCCUAGAUGUCCCCAGGAACUCGGGGAAAAAUCCCUCCCCACUGUUCCGUGCCUGCUAGGCUCUAGCAGCCACAACUCUGGGAUCUGGCAGAAAAAAAAACCCAAAAAACCAAACCAAACAAACAAAAAAAACCCCCAACAAAAAAAUACCCACAAAAAAAAAAAAAAAAAAAAAAAACCAACAAACAAACAAACAAAAAAACCCAGUGGCUUUUCCACAGGAGAUGCUUCUUGGGCAUUAGGCAGCAGCUUCCACCAUCUACACCCCACGCUGCUACAAAUUGGCACCCUGACCAUGGGGCUUCUCAUUAGCCCUUUGAAAGCAUCCCCACUGGCCAGCCACUGGAUUUUGAGCUGCAGCCAAGUGCUCUAGUUCCCCCAGGGAAAAACCCCAAUUUUCUGGGGAUCAGGGGCCAACUGACAACCCUCAAGACCACAAGGGCUGGUCGACUCAGUGAAACUCCUGCAAGAUCUUUCUUUUGAGCAGUUUCAUCCCUCUUUUCCCACAAUCUCAGAGCAUCCAGGCCCAGAGAAACCAUCUGUGACAACAGUGACUAUGAGGAAGGGGCUGACUCUGCCAGGCCUACCAACACGUCCAGGCAGGGACACAGAGCAUGCUGCUGAGAGCCCUUUCUGUUGAAUCUGAGGAUGAAGUGAUUUGCUGAACCCAGCUGGUAAACCUGGACCUCCUGAUGGGCCUGAAGAUGUUUUAAUCAUAGGACACACUGUUAAUGAGUUACAUGUGCUCCCAGAAGUCCAGACUGUGGGGCCAGUGGAGGAGAUCACUGUCAUAUGUAUAGAUCCACCCUGGUGUCUGACUAAGGGCACACCUAUACCCAAGCUUUUCUUGUACCCACCUGGACUGAUGUUUUGCCAGAAAAUUCUGUGGUUUUUGGUCAGAGAUGCUAGGCCAAAACAGACCUCUUAGAGAGUGUGGCUUGUCUAACAAAGGUAUCAAAGCUUCUAUUCCAGGUGUGGCUGACACUAGGUCGGAUGUCAGCAUCACUGCUCACUCCAAGUGGCCACAGGGCUGGGAACUGCUGCCAGCCACUGGAGUCAUCUCUGGGACUGGCGCAGCUGCCACCUCUAUGCAGAGUAAAAGGUCAAUCCUUACAGAAGGUCCUGAGGUCAAACUGCCACAGGAAGGCCUUUUGUGGUCAAGGCACCUGUCAUUGUGUGGGGCAGAGACAAUGGGGAGCCAGGCUGGAAAUCCCUUCACACGCACAGGAUUUCCAGCUGGGGCCACUGCAGAGCACCCCACCUCACCACUCUCAUGAAGUCAGAGGGUCCCAUCUGGGUGGGACAGCGGCCCCUGGUAGAAGUCAAACCAAGGCACUUGAAUCCCUAGUGCAGGAGCAGCUAUCUAGGGGCCACACAGCACCAUCCACUAGCCCUUGAACCCCCCUGUCUUUGUCAUUUGCAAACAGGGCAAAGACAGGUGGAGGCUCCUGCAAGACCUCAGGAAGGUCCACGAGGUCAUUGUUACAGCCUGGCCUGCCCUCACCUUCAAUGCUCCUGAGACUGGAAACUGGCAGUCACUAAUAUUAAGGAUUGGUUUUUUAAUAUCCCACUCUAAGAUUUGUAUUUUUGGUGCCAUCAGUUAACAAACAAGCCCCUCUAAAAAGAUACCCAUGGGAAGUUCUUCCUCAAGGGAUGAAACAGUCAUGAGCCAUCUGCCAAACGUUUGCUGCCCAUUCUCUUGCCCAUUCAGGAAAAAUUUCCUUGAUGCCAUAAUUUUUCACUGUAUGGAUGAUAGCCUUACGUGCACUGAGACUGACUACUGGAGACUGUUCUCAAACAGAUUAUCCAAGCCAUUGAAGGAGCAGGAUUUGACAUUGCUCCAGAGAAGAUUCCGUGCACCUGCCCGUGGACCUACCUUGGACUCUGGAUCAGCGAGUGGACCACGAUGCCCCAGCAGCUCACCAUCAGGACAACCCAAGAACCCUGAGGGACCUUCACCAGCUCUGCGGGAGCAUCAGCUGGGUUUGUACACUGCUAGGGAUCAUGACCAAGGACUUGUCACCCCUUUCAAUCCCCUGAGAGGCCCUGAUGGCCUCAGCUCCCCAGGAGCAAUCACACCAGGGCCCGUGAAGUGACCAGCAGGUACCAGAAGCAUUGUCCACGAGACAAGCCCACUGCAUUGAUCCUGCCUUUGCAAUUUGUCACCCUGGGUGAGUCACCCAAGUCCAUGGGCUCAUUCUCCAGUGGGACCCCACUCUGAGAGACAGCUCCUAAUCACAGAGUGGGUGUUUCAAUCACACAAACCAAGUCAGACCAUCUCAACCCCUCAGCAGCUUACGGCCCAGAUAAUCGUGAAGGCCAGAGCUCGCCUCAGGACCCUGUGGGGUGUGAAUUCACAGGCAUCUGGCUUCCAGUGACAUUAAACAGUCUGGAACCUCUGCUCCAAACCAGUGAACACCUCCAGUUCACUCUGGACAGCCAGCCAGGCCAAUCUCCAUCCACCCACCAAAACAUAAACUAUUUAAUGCUUGCUUCAUUUUUGGUCCCAAAUUCAUUACAAAGUAUUACUUCUCUAAAGGCAUAGACUGUAUUUACUGCUGGUUCAGGGGGAUCCCACACCUCAGUUAUGAUGUGGAAGAAUCCUGACACUCAAGAGUGGGAGUCUGAUGUUCAGAUUGUUUGAGGAUCCCCACAAAUUGCAGAAUUAGCAGCUGUUGUCAGAGCCUUUGAGAAAUUCAAACAGCCCUUAAAUUUAGUUACUGAUUUGGCCUAUGUUGCUGGAAUAGCUGAAAGAGCAGAACAUUCCUUGCUAAAGGAAGUGCCAAAUCCAGAUUUCUACAGCUUGCUCUCAAAUUAAACACACCUCCUCUCCCACCAUAUCACAUUAUGCAUGCGAGGUCACACACUGGCCUCCCAGGACCAGUCACAGAAGGCAACUGGAGGGCAGAUAUUUUAGCCAUGGCAGUGCAGACCACCCUACCAGACAUUUUUAAUCAGGCUAAAUUGAGCCAUCAGUUUUUCCACCAAAAUGUGUCAGCCCUUGCCCAGAUGUUUAAAAUUACAAGAGAAGAGGCAAGAGCAAUCAUGGGCUCCUACCCCAACUGUUUGCUUUGCCCUCUCUGAGGGCCAGGGUUAACCCCACAGGCCUUGAAAGUUUACAGCUCUGGCAAACAGAUGUCACACAUUAUGCACCUUUUGGGAGAUAAAAAUACAAUAAUGUGUCCAUAGAAAUGCUCUCUGGGGCAGUAUUUGCAUCAGCCCAUGCAGGAGAAAAGACAAAAGAUGUCAUCCAACAUCUUCUCCUACCAUUUUCCACCCUAGGCAUUCUCCAAACAGAUAAUGGUCCUGCUUACACCUCCAAAAAUUUCAAACAGCUCCUAGAUCAGUGGGGGGUGAAACACACCACUGGCAUUCCCCAGUCCCCAAAGGGGUAAUCCAUUGUGGAGAGGGCUCACUGCACACUCAGGAGAGUCCUUGAUCAGCAGCACGGGGGAGUUGAAACACUACUGAAUGUAUAAAGAUUAUGUAAGGCUCUUUAUGUCAUCAAUUUUCUUAAUAAUUCCUUUAUAGAGCCAAAUCCCCCACUGUCAGGCAGUUCUCCAAACAUCCCAGCUCACUGAGAAACUGUGCUGAGCACAGAUCCCAGCUCACUGAGAAACCCCCUGUGCUGAUCAAAGACCCCCAAUCCAUUUCCAUUAAUUACUUGGGGGAGAGUUGAUGCUUGCACGUCCACAGGAUCUGGCCAAGGUGGAUUCCAGGCAGGAAUGUCAAGCUGUACAUCCAACUGCCAAUUGCAGCACCAGAGGCACUCCUCCUGGACCUCAGAGACAGCAGAGAUCAAGCUCAGGAGGUGUGGAGGAGAGAAGGAAGGAGUGUAAACACAGAUGUUUGUCACAGAAGAUGACUCUGCACUGCUCCAGAAGAUGAUAAGACUCUGUUCAGUUUCAUUUGCUCAUUGUUUGCACUGUCACCCCUCCUUGGUUGGUUUUUCUGCUUCUCCUCUUUAGUUUGUUGCACUGUUAUCCCCUAUUGUUUUCCCUCCUCUUUUCUACUCAGUAAAAGCUGAGGGGCUCAGAUGGGAAGAUAUGAGGGGCUGGUAAAGCCAUACAAGUCCAAAAAUCCAUUUUUUCAGACUCACAGAUCAACUCAUCACCCCCAAGCAUCCUGCCAUGUCUCCAGUGGCAGGGAAUCCCCAACUGUUCCAGACAGGAUUCUGGAUGCUCCUCACCUUUCCAUCAGCUGGUUCAUGGAUUGUCCCUCAGCCCAGUGAGAACAUCUGGGUCACAGUGGCCAAGACUUCACAGCAGGACAAUCUCUGCCUGUCCAUGGGCAGCGUGGACAGCCCUCUGUCAAUGUGCCUGGUGGGGGCUCCUUCAGCAGCAAACGAAUUCCCAACCACAGACAAGAAACCCAAUCUGG